AUGGGAAAUCAGUCGACUCGACAGUUGGCCACACAUCGAAAACACGUUAUACAUUCGUGGAGUGUAAUCUAUUCACAGGAUCCGAAAUUAUUGAAUGACGCUAUCAGUGAAGCAUGGCUCAAAGCCGCUGAGCUGACACCAACAUGGGUAUGGGCACUUGUGGAUCUUCCCGAAACGAUGCACGCUAAUUACAAGGAAAACGCUAAAUUUGUGCAUCUUAUUCAGCAAGUGCGUGAUUUUCUGCAUCUACUUAUCAAAGUACACAAAUGCGAUCCGGAAAUGAUUAAAACGUUAGCGUUUCGACUUGGAGAAAGACAUAAGCUCUACAUGAAUGAAGGGAACGAUAACUCGUAUUGGGCACCAUUCGCUGUACAACUACCAAUAAUUAUGGCAAAAACCUAUAUGGACGUUGUAAAUCAGGAUAAUCGGAUCCGUCGAAUUUUACGAGUACGAGUUCACGGGGAUAAAAGUGAAGAGGAGGAGUUAAUUGACGCUUGGCGACAGUUAAUGAAUACGAUUGUGGAAUCCAUGAAGAGAGGAUACGAGGGAUGUGCAUCCCAAAAAACACCGAUGAGGCUCAGCAUUACAAACAGUAUAAUCUCAAUGGCUUCAUUACGUUCCGGACGUAGUCGAUCAGCAUCACAUUUUCUGGAGCCUACACUUUCUCCUGUGAUGACUUGUAACAUCAGUUCCGGAAGCUCUUCACCGGCGUUGAAUUGCCGUAGUCGAAGCAUUUUUCGUAACAGAGCGCAACGAUACAGUAAUGAUUUUACCGAUAUGAGGAGGUUAAGUUCACCGAAUAGUCGUCAUGUGAUGCUGAACAGUAGUGAUCUACAACUCUUACAAAUCGAUCGAAAGAAUAGUCGAGAACAACGACCUAUUCCGAAUUCAGCAGUAGAUUUCAAAGAAAAAUUAUUAAAGAAGCUGGAAGGAUUCGAGCCUGAAUUCCCACAUAAACAGGACAAUUCGCUAGGAUUGAGCAGAUCACAACAUUGUCAAUUUCGUGAUGCGCUGCCUCUGAGCAUGGAUAUUCCGGCAUUAAGAUGUUAG
This is a messenger RNA of Necator americanus (New World hookworm), 1050 nucleotides long. RefSeq lists its product as uncharacterized. Bases 1 to 1050 code for a protein of 349 amino acids. Lineage: Eukaryota; Metazoa; Nematoda; Chromadorea; Rhabditida; Ancylostomatidae. The transcript has 12 exons. The record is from RefSeq and is a predicted model, not a curated record. Gene Ontology annotation, molecular function: heme binding; oxygen binding.